CCAAGAACAAUGUAAUUAAUGGCAAGUAGUGAUAAAAAAUAAAACCAUGGAAUCAGUAAUGUUUCCGAUAAGAAUCGUGCGACAAAUAUCUGAAAUUUCUUAUGUUGGUUUAUCAAUAGAUAUAGAAAUAUGAAUGAAGCAAGUGGAGGGAAAUUAACAGAAACAUCUUGGGAUUCAUGUUCCGUUCGGGCGGCUAUUCCAUCAGCAAUGCAUCAGCAGCAUCAAGAUCCACAACAUCACCAUCAUCAAUUAUUUCAACAACAACAACAACACUAUCAUCAACAUCUUCAUCAGCUACCACAAAAUAACAGUAUGAUUCAUCAAGAUCCAAAUGUAACGCAAGUUAUUGUACCAACACCAGUCAAAUUACAGCCAUUACCACCACCACUAACAGCCAUGAGCGAACACUUGAUGCACGUGCCUUCAACUCAACAAAUGGGGACAAUAAAUCAAAACUUAAUACCAGGACUUUAUCAUGAUGCCGAAUUAACUCUGGAAUUGCAACAGCAAGGCUGGAAAAAGUUCUGGAGUAAACGGGAAAAUCGUCCAUAUUUUUGGAACAAAUUAACUGGUGAAUCGUUGUGGGUUAUGCCGUCGUUGAAGCCACAAUUUGAUCCAAUCACAGAUCCACUUGGUAUCUGUGGCAGUGGACCAGUUCGCAAUGCAGUUCCACCAGGUACACCGGCUGGCCCACUGAAGCGACGUAUAUCUGAAGAUUGUAAUGCUGGUAUUAUUUUGAAAAGAUUUAUUCUAACUGGACCAUGGGAUCUUGACAUUGACACAAAUGCAAUUAUAUUUGUUCGCGAACCUUCGUCUUUGCCACAAAUUCAUCCAGAUGCUGAGGUGUUGAGGUGUAAUUUAUUGGCAAAACUACGUCAAUGUUAUCAAGAACUUUGUCAUACGCGUGAAUCGAUUGAUGCACCAAAAGACUCAUUCAAUCGAUGGUUAAUGGAAAGAAAAGUCAUUGAUUGUGGUGGUGAUCCGCUGUUGCCAAGUCAGUGUUUUCCCGAAAUAUCAAUGUCGAUGUAUCGUGAGAUAAUGAAUGACAUACCAAUUAAAAUAGUGAGACCGAAAUUUACUGGUGAUGCAAGAAAACAGUUGUCACGUUAUGCUGAGGCUGCUAAAAAAAUGAUCGAGUCUAGAUCAGCUUCAUCGGAAAGUAGAAAAGUUGUCAAAUGGCAAGCUGAAGACACUUUUCAAUGGUUGCGACGAACAGUUGGUGCAACAUUCGAUGAUUUUCAAGAUCGACUUGGUCAUUUGAAGCGGCAAUGUCAACCACAUUUGACAGAAACAGUCAAAGCAAGUGUUGAGGGUAUUUGUUUAAAAAUAUAUCAUUUAUCAACGGAAUAUGCCAGAAAGGUAAGAGACAAAAACCAUCAGAUACUCAAAGAUCAAAGCCUUUUUGAAAUUAAAGAAGAGCAAACAACAGUCAAUACCCAGCGCAAAGUCAAGUGUUACCCAGUUCAAUUUACGCGUUCAGUACCCCGACAACCUCAAAUUGAUUAUCUACCCGAGCGAGACCAAACAAUCCUUCGAUAUCACGGUGAUUCAAUGUAUAUCAACAAUUCCCACUUGACCAAACUCGAGCAUCUUUAUCGAAUCAAUUGUUUCGAUGAUAAAAAGUUUGAAAUAUUUCUACCACGAGUUUGGUGCGCGUUGAAGCGUUAUCAAACUUAUCUGGGUGUCAACGAGGGACAAGCAACACAAAUGUCACUGCCAGUGAGCGUCUUCGAGUGUCUACAAAAACAUUUUGAGGUGUCAUUUGAAUGUUUUGCAUCGCCAUUCAACAGUUACUUUCGACAAUAUUGCUCGGCGUUUGCCGAUACAGACACGUAUUUUGGAUCGAGAGGUCCAUUUCUAGAAUUUAGACCGAUCAGUGGGUCAUUUGAAGCAAAUCCUCCUUAUUGCGAAGAACUGAUGGAAGCCAUGGUCAAUCAUUUUGAGAGAUUGCUGGCAGAUUCAAUAGAACCACUUUCGUUCAUUGUGUUUCUUCCAGAGUGGCGUGAUCCACCGCCAAAUGCACUCAUUAAACUAGAAGGUAGUCAUUUCAAAAAAAGACAAGUUGUCGUACCAGCAAUGGAGCACGAAUAUCGUCAUGGUUUUCAGCACAUAUUGUCAAAAAGUGAAGUCAAUAUUCGAGCAGCUCAUGGAACUCUAGUAAUAUGGUUGCAAAAUGAAGCUGGCGCAGCUCGGUGGAGUGUCACAGAUCAUAAUGUGAUGGCUUUGCUUGAAGCAUGGCGACCAGGAAGAGAACGCGAACGUGACAAACAAGAGUUAUUGUCACCACCACGUACAACAACAACAACAACAACAACAACAACAACAACAACAACAACAACAACAACAACAACAACAACAACCACUACAACAAUUACUCCUCCAACAGUUGCCACCACAACAAACCUUGCGAUACCAACAAUACCAGGUGUUCUACCAAUAACUGCUAAGCAAGUGACCCUGUCAACGGUACCAAAUUUGCAAUCAACUAUAUUAACGAACAAUAAUCCAAAUGCAGUUAUUGGUGGUCUUGAUAGUGGUACAACACCUCCAGUUAAUCAUUCAUCAACAUCUACCAGCAAUACGUUAUCACCUAUUGUUCCAUUGACAGCAGCUAAUCCAAUAUAAUUGGCUUUAGAUAUUGUAAAUAAGUCUACACUCGUGUAAAAAAACGAUAAUAAUAAUAAUAAUAUGUUUUUAAUAUAAUUUUUUUUUUUAAACAGACCAAACAUCAUGUUUAUAUACGAAAAUAAUAUAUAUUUAAGUUCCAAAAUUUAUCCAAGUGCUUCAAAUUAAUAAUUAUUAACAACUUUUGACAGUUGUGCACCAUUGAAUAAUAUGAUAUUUAUGAAUCAUAGAAAUUUCGACAGAAUAAAGUCGCUAUUAUAGUAAUAUUAAUAAUAAUACAAAAGCUAAAAUUCUUGCAACUUUUUUUAUUAAAUUUUUUUUUUUUUUUUGAACAGUCAAUUUUAAUAAUAUAAUUGUUUACUUAGUAAAUUUAUAAUAGUUAUUGUGAAUAGUUUUUAGCCUUUGUAAAUAAAAUUUGAGGUACUAAUGAAAAAAUAAGUUUUCUAAAUAGCAUAAAAUAUACAAAUUGUUUUUUUUUCAAAUAGGUGAAUAUUUAUAGAAAAUAAAAUCUAUGAAUCAUGUCUAUAUUUUUUCUUCAAUAAAAAUUUAAUAACAAAAAA
Molecule: messenger RNA, 3185 nt
Organism: Aphidius gifuensis
Lineage: Eukaryota; Metazoa; Arthropoda; Insecta; Hymenoptera; Braconidae
Gene: Pcif1
Product: mRNA (2'-O-methyladenosine-N(6)-)-methyltransferase-like
Exons: 4
Coding region: 130-2625 (831 amino acids)
Cellular component (GO): nucleus
Molecular function (GO): RNA polymerase II C-terminal domain binding; mRNA (2'-O-methyladenosine-N6-)-methyltransferase activity
Source: RefSeq, a predicted model, not a curated record